Molecule: messenger RNA, 1190 nt
Organism: Thalassophryne amazonica
Lineage: Eukaryota; Metazoa; Chordata; Actinopteri; Batrachoidiformes; Batrachoididae
Gene: mrpl2
Product: mitochondrial ribosomal protein L2
Exons: 8
Coding region: 98-1015 (305 amino acids)
Biological process (GO): cytoplasmic translation
Cellular component (GO): ribosome; large ribosomal subunit
Molecular function (GO): transferase activity; RNA binding; structural constituent of ribosome
Source: RefSeq, a predicted model, not a curated record
UACAUCAUCAAUGUGCGACGCAUCGUGUAUACCUGAAGGACGCUGUUGAGAGGACCGAAAUGGAACAUCUAUAAAGCCCUGCCAGGAGGACGCUGUCAUGGAGAUGUCAUUCCUAGCUAGAGCUCUGCGCUCGCUCACUCUCUCCCAGCCUGCUGCUCUUUCUCUACAGGCAGUUGCUCAGACUCAGCUGGGUACUCAAGCAUGUGUGCCACCUGCAGGUCUGCUCAGGUCAGUACAACAGUGCAGAGGUUUCUUCACCACAGCCUCCUUGGACCGCAUGUGGACGAUUGGGAAGAAAAGAGAAAAAUAUACUAUCAGACCUAUUGGAGUGAAAAAGACAGGAGGCCGAGAUGAGACAGGAAGGAUAGUGACACAUGGCCUUGGUGGUGGUCAUAAAAAAAGAUACCGUAUGAUAGACUUCCAACGCCUUCGAUAUGAACCUGGCAGAGAGGACAAGCCUUUUGAUGAGAAGGUGCUUCUUGUCCGAUAUGACCCAUGCAGGAGUGCUGACAUUGCCCUGGUAGCUGGAGGCAGCAGAAAACGGUGGAUUAUUGCAACAGAGAACAUGAAGGUUGGAGACAUCAUCAAAACAUCUGGAGUUAUUGGACGGAUGGCAGUCGCAGCCAAUGAAGGUGACUCAUACCCCCUGGGAGCGCUUCCUGUCGGGACAGUUGUGCACAACCUGGAAUUGCAGCCAGGAAAAGGAUCACAGUUUAUUCGUGCUGCAGGCACAUGUGGCAUGUUGCUCCGUAAAGUAAGUGGAACUGCUAUUGUCCAGCUUCCAUCAAAGCAGCAGGUCCAGGUACUGGAGACAUGCAUGGCAACGGUGGGACGUGUAUCCAACACUGACCACAAUAAACGGAUCAUCGGGAAAGCCGGUCGCAAUCGUUGGCUUGGCUAUCGUCCUUCAAGUGGCUUGUGGAAGAGGAAAGGAGGCUGGGCAGGACGCAAGAUUAAACCGCUGCCUCCCAUGAAGAGCUACGUCAACCUGCCCUCAGUCACAGCUCAGUCAUGAAUGUUGUUUGGACUGGACAUUGCUUUUCUGAACUAUUGAAGUGUGACAUUAAUCAGGCUUAGAAUCUAUUAAAGACAACAGUUAGACGUUUUUGCCUGUUCAGUGGUGACAAGUAGUGGUUUAUUGAGGUUUUCAUUUUACCCCGUGCCAUUACAUUAAAUAUCUGGUUAGCGUG